Molecule: messenger RNA, 1188 nt
Organism: Mesocricetus auratus (golden hamster)
Lineage: Eukaryota; Metazoa; Chordata; Mammalia; Rodentia; Cricetidae
Gene: Nphs2
Product: NPHS2 stomatin family member, podocin
Exons: 8
Coding region: 1-1173 (390 amino acids)
Cellular component (GO): plasma membrane
Source: RefSeq, a predicted model, not a curated record
AUGGACAGCAAGGCGCGGAGCUCUUCCAGAGAGGGCCACGGGCGAGGUGACAGGUCCUCUUCUAGGGAGGACAAGAGGGCGAAGGCCGGAAGGGGCAGCGGAGGACGCACGCGCCCCGAUGCUGGGUCGGAGCGACGGAGUGCCCGGCGGACCGGGACAGCUGGAGAUCCCCGAGCCCCUGCCGCCACAGCCACCACCGCCACAGCCACCGUAGUGGACGUGGACGAGGUUCGGGGCUCCGGUGAAGAGGGCACCGACGUGGUGGCGCUGCUGGAGAGCGAGCGACCAGAGGAAGGUAUCAAGUCCUCUGGGUUAGGGGUCUGUGAGUGGCUGCUUGUCCUCUCCUCCAUGCUCUUCAUCAUCAUAAGUUUCCCUUUCUCCAUCUGGUUCUGCAUAAAGGUUGUACAAGAGUAUGAAAGAGUAAUUAUAUUCCGACUGGGACAUCUGCUCCCUGGAAGAGCCAAAGGCCCUGGCCUGUUCUUUUUUUUGCCAUGCCUGGACACCUACCACAAGGUUGAUCUCCGUCUCCAGACCUUGGAGAUACCUUUCCAUGAGGUGGUAACCAAAGAUAUGUUUAUAAUGGAGAUAGAUGCCAUCUGUUACUACCGCAUGGAAAACGCCUCUCUUCUGCUGAGCAGUCUUGCUCAUGUGUCCAAAGCCGUCCAGUUCCUGGUGCAAACCACCACAAAGCGCCUCUUGGCACAUCGGUCCCUCACUGAAAUUCUCCUAGAAAGGAAGAGCAUUGCCCAAGACCUAAAGGUUGCCUUGGAUUCGGUGACCUGUACUUGGGGCAUCAAAGUGGAGAGAACUGAAAUCAAGGACGUGAGGCUGCCGGCUGGCCUUCAGCACUCUCUGGCUGUGGAAGCUGAGGCUCAAAGACAGGCCAAAGUGCGGAUGAUUGCUGCAGAAGGGGAAAGGGCUGCUUCUGAGUCCCUGAGGAUGGCAGCUGAGAUCCUGUCAGGCACCCCAGGUGCUGUUCAGCUUCGAUACCUGCACACUCUUCAAUCAUUGUCCACAGAGAAGCCAUCCACUGUGGUUUUACCUUUACCAUUUGACAUGCUAAACCUUCUGUCUUCUCCCAGCAACAGAACACAAGGAAGCAUCAACUACCCAAAUUCUUCCAAGCCUGUUGAACCACUAAAUCGCAAAAAGAAGGACUCUCCUAUGUUAUAGGGGUGAUGGGCAAAA